AUGCGCAAUAAGAGAAAGCGUUUUGAUGAGUGCGAAGAUAUCAAGGAAGAAUUAAGCGAAAUUCGUAAACAAAUGUCACAAAUGAUGUCGAUGCUCACAAAUUUGAGCCUUAGUCAGCAAGAAUUUAAUAAUAAAAUGAAUAAUGAUGUCUCAGAUAUUAAAGAACAGAUGGCUAAUAUAAAAACUAAUAUUCAGAAUCUCACAAUAGAGCAAAACACAAUAAAAUCUGAUAUCCUAAAUAUAAAGUCUAAUAAUAAUAUUACCAAUAAGAACGUUGAAGCAUUGCAGUCUGAAGCUUGUGAACAACAUCGAACCAGGAAUGGUGAAGAAGGUGAACGAAUCGAAGAUGGCGUUCAAAUGCAUGGAGAAUAUCAACACGUUCCUGGAAGCGGCGCGCCAGUUCGGCGUACCGGCGCAGGAAACAUUUUAGACGGUCGACCUUUGGGAGCGACAGAACCUGAACUCUGUGGUUAUUUGUUUGCAGUCGCUCGGGAGAAAGAAAGCCACAAUAUUGAAUACUUGCAGAAUAGUUCGCUUGUGAACAACAUCAAACCAGGAAUGGUGAAGAAGGUGAACGAAUCGAAGAUGGCGUUCAAAUGCAUGGAGAACAUCAACGCGUUCCUGGAAGCGGCGCGCCAGCUCGGCCUACCAGCGCAGGAAACAUUUUAG
Messenger RNA from Parnassius apollo (apollo), 669 nucleotides. The record is from the annotation of a GenBank genome assembly. NCBI's taxonomy places the organism in Eukaryota, Metazoa, Arthropoda, Insecta, Lepidoptera, Papilionidae.